AUGGAGUACCCCGCGUUGGGCACCGUGCAGGCCACGGACAGCGGAGGGGUCCAGCCGUACCACAGCUCGGGGGAGCCGGAGGGUCGGGAGCCGGACGGGCUGCGCUUCGACCGCGAGAGGGCGUGCCGCCUGUGGGAAGCGGUGUCCGGGGCCCAGCCCCUGGGGAGGGAGGAAGUGGAGCAUAUGAUCCAGAAGAACCAGUGUCUCUUCACCAACACCCAGUGUAAGGUUUGCUGCGCCUUGCUCAUUUCAGACUCUCAGAAGCUGGCACACUACCAGAGCAAAAAACAUGCCAACAAAGUGAAGAGAUACCUAGCAAUCCAUGGAAUGGAGACAUUAAAGGGGGAAAUGAAGAAGCUAGACUCAGAUCAGAAGAGCAGCAGAAGCAAAGACAAGAACCAGUGCUGCCCCAUCUGUAACAUGACCUUUUUCUCCCCUGUCGUGGCCCAGUCGCACUACCUGGGGAAGACCCACGCAAAGAACUUAAAGCUGAAGCAGCAAUCCACUAAGGUGGAAGCUCUGUCGAAACGCCUUACAAACCCUUUCCUUGUGGCCUCCACCUUAGCCUUACACCAGAAUAGAGAGGUGAUAGACCCAGACAAGUUCUGCAGCCUCUGCCACGCAACUUUCAACGACCCUGCCAUGGCUCAACAACAUUAUGAGGGCAAGAAACACAGGAAACAGGAGACCAAGCUCAAACUCAUGGCACACUAUGGACGGCUUGCAGACCCUGCUGUCACCGACUCAGCUGGGAAGGGCUAUCCGUGCAAGACAUGUAAAAUAGUGCUGAACUCCAUAGAACAGUACCAAGCUCAUGUCAGCGGCUUCAAACACAAGAACCAAUCACCGAAAACAAUGGUAUCACCUCUGGGCCAGAUUCCAAUGUAA
Messenger RNA from Pipistrellus nathusii (Nathusius's pipistrelle), 888 nucleotides. The record is from the annotation of a GenBank genome assembly. NCBI's taxonomy places the organism in Eukaryota, Metazoa, Chordata, Mammalia, Chiroptera, Vespertilionidae.